GGGGAAAUGACCAAAGGAGAUUGGAAGACAGAAGGAGAGGUAGGAAGGAGUAGAGGACAGCGGAUACAGGCUGCGCUUCUUGGGGCUGCUCCUGGGCCUCCUGAAACCUCACCAGACCGGGGGAGCAGUGGCCGCCUCCGAGCGCUGCCCUCCCAGCGGAGGGCACUUGGGGAAUGCAGCCGCUCCCGCCGCCGGUGCCCGGCCCUCUGGCUCUGCUGGAUACCACAGAGGGCUUUGGAAGGAGGAAGAAGAUCUCUCUGUGGUUUGUGGGCUCUCUGCUGCUGGUGUCCACACUCAUCCUGACCAUCGGUCUUGCUGCCACCACCAGGACAGAGAAUGUGACCGUGGGCGGCUACUACCCAGGGAUCAUUCUGGGCUUUGGGUCCUUCUUAGGAAUCAUUGGCAUCCACCUGGUGGAGAACAGAAGGCAAAUGCUGGUGGCGGCCAUCGUGUUCAUCAGUUUUGGUGUUGUGGCAGCAUUCUGCUGUGCCAUAGUGGAUGGUGUGUUCGCAGCACGGCACAUUGAACCAAGACCUCUCAGCGCAGGAAGGUGCCAGUUCUACCCCAGUGGGACUGGGUACUUAUAUGAUGUCUAUCAGACAGAGGUCACCUGCUACUCUCUGAGUGGAAGGUGCCAGCUGAAAGUGAGGAGCAACACAUGUUACUGCUGUGACCUGUAUGCUUGUGGGAGCACAGAGCCCUCGCCUAUCUACUAUGAAUUUGUGGGUGUACGGAGCUGCCAGGAUGUGAUCCACCUGUACCGGCUGCUCUGGGUGUCCACAGUGCUGAAUGUCCUGGGCCUGUGCCUUGGCAUUAUCACAGCCGCAGUCCUAGGAGCCUUCAAGGACAUGGUCCCUCUGUCUCAGCUGGCCUAUGGCCCAUCUCCACCACCUCAGAUCCUCUACAACCCUGCCCAGCAGAUCCUCGCCUACACUGGCUUGUGCCCUCCAUCUAUGACUGUGCCAACUUGUUCCUCCUACCCUUUGCCACUUCAGCCCUCCAGUGCCCUGCCGGCCUCGUCCUCUGCUGACCUCUCUCGGCCUGAGGACACAGAGUCUCUCUCCCAGUGCAACUGCAGCCAUGGGCAUUCUCCUAAUGCUCCUUCACUCUGCACACCAACCUACUUCCUCCCGGGGGAGAAGCCUCCCCCCUAUGCACCCUGACACGGAGAUAGUAGAUUAAAAAGUAACUUGGUUUGGGGGUUGCCAGAAAUAAAAAUAAUAAAGCCAUCUAUAGGAAGCCUGCUUCUGUAGCCAGCCUCGUAGAGGGUUCAGAAAGUAUCUCGAAGAUGUGCACUUCUCUUGGACACAGCCUCCGCCAGCACAGGCCAGGACCAGAGGCGGAAGCAGAGCCGGCUGGCUGACCCAAUGGCACCUCUGCUGUACCCCUCCCCCACACAAAGACAGCAGCAAAUCCUACUAGACCCCAGGCUCAUCGUCCAGAAGGGCUUCUCUGCACCUGCUGCCACUCAAGCUGCCUCAUUUCUAGUCUCCUUGGCUAUCAAUUGCUGUUAUCAAGGGAGCCGGGCAUCUCUUUUGGUGAAGAUUGUUCCUUCAGGAAAUGCAUUGCAGGUUGACAGGCUUCUAUGAGCAUGUCCCCGAGAAGGAACAGACCAAUCCACUUCUCUGAGCAUGUCCCCAAGAAGGAACAGACUGAACCCCUGAGCUCUGCUUUUCUGAUUUGAAGGAAAACAAGCUUUGAGCAGACACCUAAUGCUACUUCUGGAGGCCUUUGAGUUCUGCCUCUGUGUAAGAUCCAUCUUUCGGUGGACUUCAGAUCUCACACUUAUUUUUCCCUGUGGUGCUCUGUUGAUUUGUGGCCACUGGUUCAUUCAUUAAUUAGCUGUUGCGUGGACACUGGGGCCUUUCUCCCCCUCUCUGUGAGGUUCAGAACUAGCAGAUGGGGAUGGAGGACCAGUGGAGAUGCAGCUCCUGCGCCCCCUGCUGGUCAAGGCCACUCUGUCCAGUAGAUCUCACCAGGGCGGGCUAGAGAGGUUUUCUAAACAGGGUUUCCCACAAAGGCCCACAACACAGGUCCGUGUAGGAAGGUGACAGGUCUGCUCGUGGAGAAGAUGUGCUGCAGCUGCUCACCGAUCCCUGAAGGGCUGAGAUAGCCACCGGUUUCUAAGGACUGGUCACUGUGCACUCUUCACUUUAUUGAGAAAGCAUCUUGGUUUCUAUUUUUUU
Onychomys torridus (southern grasshopper mouse) is the source of this 2186-nucleotide messenger RNA. It is a transcript of the gene Tmem255b, whose product is annotated as transmembrane protein 255B. The transcript is spliced from 9 exons. NCBI's taxonomy places the organism in Eukaryota, Metazoa, Chordata, Mammalia, Rodentia, Cricetidae. Bases 174 to 1163 code for a protein of 329 amino acids. The record is from RefSeq and is a predicted model, not a curated record.